AUGGUGAUAGAUAAGUAUAAGGACCCCCCCGAAGGAAUGCAAUCACAUUGGAGGGAAUCAAGUCACCGUGUCUCCUUGUGUCGGUUCAUUCAGAGUGGCUCCAACAUGCAGCAGCUGCUCAUCCUGCCCGCCUUCCUGGCAUCUUUCUGGACGCUCUGCACCGGAUCAGGAGAGUGGUGCUACCAGAGCCAGUUUACCUGCGACCAUCAGUGCAAUGCGCCAGAAAAGUGGAACCAUGCCAACCAGGACUGUGGGGGACAGUUCCAGUCACCCAUCAAUAUCGUCACCAGAAAGACGGUGAAAGAUGAGACUCUGAUCCCCCUUCAGUUCCAAAACUACCAGCAGACGUUCAGGAGCUCCAUCAAAAACAACGGUCACUCAGUCCAGGUUGGAAUUUCUCACACGGCAACCAUCUCGGGCGGAGGGCUACCGGACACAUACAAGGCUGUGCAGUUUCAUCUGCACUGGGGAAAAGAUGGACGGCUUGGCUCCGAGCACACGAUCGACGGGGAGCAGUACCCCAUGGAGUUGCACAUCGUUCACAUGAAGAGCCGGUAUGCCGAUCUGACAACUGCACUAAGAGAUCAGAAUGGCGUGGCAGUUCUUGGAUUUUUCUAUGAGGAGUCCAAGAGUACAAACAAGAAGUAUGACUCCAUCAUCAAUGCGCUGCAAAGCAUCAAAGCAGCAAAUGGCAACACCUCUCUGCCCCCCAUCUCUCUGGCACAGCUGAUUCCUCCUGAGCACAACAUGACCUCGUUCUACCGUUAUAAGGGUUCCCUCACCACCCCGGGGUGUACGGAGGCUGUGGUUUGGACCGUGUUUGAGAACCCCAUCCCUUUGAGCAAGGAGCAGCUGAGAGCUUUCUCUAAGGUCCAGUUCCAUGACGGGAAGCCGAUGGUGGACAAUUUCCGGCCUGUUCAGCCCCUGAACGGCCGGCAGGUGUUCCGCUCAGGAGGAGCCGUGCUCCUGGCCAGCUCGGCCCUCUUUGCUGCAGCCCUGCUGACGGCGUUGGGGCUGUCCCAACCCAACUAAAACUACGUCAUCCCGCACUGCACUACGAUCCUCGACUAAAACUCUUGUUUCUAAUGUAACUCUGACGUGUUUGUGAAGACAGCGGACCACGUAGUGCAGGGAUCGCUCCCCCCGUUAUGACACAGAUGAUAGAGGCGUGUGAGACAAGCCUUGGGAAAGGUGUUGUAAGGGGUUUGAUCAGCAUCCAUGCAUGUGUAGUGACAUAGUAGUUCUUAUUUAAGCCUUACGAAUGUGCCAUAAAGCAAGUUACUGGGCACAAGACAUGAGCAAUCAAACUCUACACCAGAGCUUUUAUUUUUCUUCUGCUCCAUGCAGCAAAUCAUGAACACACACACGUUCAUCGCACAUCUCUAGUUUUCAUAAGAUCUCGUCCACCUUGUCCAAUGUCAGGUAAAUUUAGUGUCUGUUAAUACCAGAGUGAGUUGCCAAUGUUUUGAGGGCCAGUGGGCGCUAAUGUCAGCCACAUGACUUGGCACAUGAUGUCAUGGUAUUAACGGAGCAUGGAAGGGUGGAGUUAUAGAUAGCAGAACCGAGUCAUAAAUCAGAGCCAGAGGUCAAAAGUGUAUAUGCAGCUUGACUUUUCUCUCCAAGUGCAGCAGAUUACACUCCUACAGCCAGACUCGGAUCUCAGAGCAGCUUUGUUUUGGAAAUAUAAGGGGGGGGGGAGAGAUCAACACAUAUCCUGAAAACUGAAUGAAAGUCUAACAAUAAACCUGCUCUACUCUGGGCCACCUGAGGACAAGAGGCAGACGUUUACAUCCAAGCAGGCGGUCAGAGAGACAGUACCAGCUAGUUUUUAGAGGGACGCAACCAAACUAUUUUAUUUCCUUUUUUUUUUACUGUUAUUCAUAUCGUAUAUAAAGAGCAUGUCACUGCAUGCUGUGAUAUUCCAGAUGUUUUGACAGAAGCUAGUACAUGGCUGCAAGUUUCAUAGCUUCCUAAACUGUUUUCCCAAAACAGGUGCUUGAAUAGAAGAAUCUAUUUUGUAAGACUAUGAUGUUUCCAUGGUUCGCACUGAUAACUGUUGAGUGAAUCACUGCCUGCUCAGCUCUCUGUUUUUUUUUUCAGAACUUGUCAUGUAUUCUAGAGAGGGUUUAUGUGCAAUUUGGGAGCAAGAACUCUUGUUACUAUGAGGAAGGAAUCUGUAUUUUCUGUUGUUUCAGAACAAAUCCAGCUAUAUUUCUAUAUUGUGUCAUUUUACACAUGUAUUUAUCUACUAAAUGUGCAUCGUGAGAUGAGAUCAAUGCACACGUUACUGUUAUUUAUGUAUUGCAAAAUUUAUAUAGAAUGCAAAUCUAUAAAGAAUAUGAAGCUUGAAACUGUUUAUGAUCAAUCAAGUUUACUUGUGCUCUUAAGGUGUUAAAGAUACCAAGUUCUAAUGCUUGAAAUCAUAAAAAGAUGUAGUGAAUGUUGAUGUUAAAUAAUAAACUAUAAGCCUUUU
Molecule: messenger RNA, 2473 nt
Organism: Cyprinodon variegatus (sheepshead minnow)
Lineage: Eukaryota; Metazoa; Chordata; Actinopteri; Cyprinodontiformes; Cyprinodontidae
Gene: ca4a
Product: carbonic anhydrase 4-like
Exons: 8
Coding region: 1-1032 (343 amino acids)
Cellular component (GO): plasma membrane
Molecular function (GO): carbonate dehydratase activity; zinc ion binding
Source: RefSeq, a predicted model, not a curated record